CCCUGCCUGGCACCCACCUACUUGUGACGGCUCGCGGCCCUUUCGGCCGCCGUACUCCUCGCCUCGUCUCCUGAGGCGGCCCCGCUCUGCGGCAGGAAGGGCGACGGCUAGCAGAGAAGGGAAGCCGCCGCCAUGACAUGUCGCAGACGCCUCGCCCCGCGGCUGGGCCUCGCGCUGCUGCCCGCCCUGCUGCUGCCGCUGCUGCCCGGGGCCGCGCGCGGUGAUUGCGGCCCCCCUGACAGGUUACCCUAUGCAGAGCUAGCGGAUGCGUUUAAAGAUCAGACCACCUUCCCCGUUAACAGCUCUGUGCAAUACGUUUGUCGCCCAGGAUACAGAAGAGACCCUUCCCUGGAAGCCGCUCGAAUUUGUCGUGCAGGUUCAUUAUGGUCACGACCUGAAAAAUUUUGUAUAGCAAAGCUCUGUGGUCAUCCAGGAGACUUGCCAGAUGGUUCUGUUCAUAUAGAGACUGAUCUUAGUUUUGGUUCAACAGUGACAUUUUCUUGUAAUGAGGGGUACAGAUUAAUUGGACCACAGUUUGCUAGGUGUGAGAUUGCUGGCAAAGGCGUUCAUUGGAAUGAAGAAAUUCCACACUGCCAGUCAAUUCCAUGUUUACCACCUCCAGACAUAGAAAACGGGAAGCACUCUGGUGAACAGGAAGAUUAUACCUACGGGGCAUCGGUAACUUACAAGUGUAAUAACGUGCCGAGAGGAUCGGUCCCUUUCUCACUUAUUGGGGAGGCAACUAUUUAUUGUCGUUCCAAUGAAGAUAAUAAUGGAGUUUGGAGUGCACCCGCCCCUCAGUGCAAAGUGGUCAAGUGUCCAGAGCCAGCAGUUCCAAAUGGGAGAAGAGAAACUGCAUAUUCACCUGACUAUAUUUAUAGAAGCAGAGUUAUUAUGAAAUGCCUUCCUGACUACGUCAUGAUUGGAAGUGAUGUGAUUGAAUGCCAAGAGAAUAAUACCUGGCAUCCUGAAUUGCCAGUUUGUCUACGUAUGUCCUGUGAUCAUCCAGGAGACCUGCAACAUGGUUCUGUUCAUACAGAGACUGGUCUUGGUGUUAAUUCAACAGUGACGUUUUCUUGUAAUGACGGGUACAGAUUAAUUGGACCACAGUCUAUUCGAUGUGUAUUGUUUAGCAAACAUCUUGAUUGGGAUAGACCAAUUCCACACUGCCAGCCAAUUCCAUGUUUGCCACCUCCAGACAUAGAAAACGGGAAGCACUCUGGUGAACAGGAAAAUUAUACCUACGGGGCAUCGGUAACUUACAAGUGUAAUGAUGUGCCGAGAGGUUCGGUCCCUUUCUCACUUAUUGGGGAGGCAGCUAUUCACUGUAGUUCUGAUGCAGAAAAAAAUGGAGUUUGGAGUGCACCCGCUCCUCGAUGCAAAGUGGUCAAGUGUCCAGAGCCAGCAGUUCCAAAUGGGAGAAGAGAAACUGCAUAUUCACCUGACUAUAUUUAUAGAAGCAGAGUUACUAUGAAAUGCCUUCCUGGCUAUGUCAUGAUUGGAAGCGAUGUGAUUGAAUGCCAAGAGGAUAAUACCUGGCAUCCUGGAUUGCCAGUUUGUCAAACCACCGUCUCAGUUAGCUCAGCCUCAACUCCUACUGCAACUGUCCUGGUCAUUGCUCAUGGAAGAAUAAUUGAUGGACCAAAGCCGCCAUAUGCUGUUGGAGAUAACAUUACAAUUGAAUGUGAUGCAGGCUACACGCUACAUGGGGAAGCUAAGAUUCAGUAUGUUGGUGGAAAUCAGUGGAAGCCGGGAAUUCCAUCGUGUCACUUAAAGGAGGGGUUAAGUACAGGUGUAAUCGUCACCCUCUGUAUUGUUUUUGGUGCCCUUGUGGCGUCACUAGCAGGAUAUGGGGCCUAUAAGAAACUGCAUUCACGGAAAAGGGAAACUGCCUGCCCCCCAGCCACCGCGGAAUACACUGCUUGUAAAACAUGAUUGAUCAUUUUGGGGGGGGGUGAAGUUAAAUGAGCCUUUCAGAGAUGGAAAAAGGACUGCGCUUGCCCUGAAUUUGUCUGACAAUUGUUAGUCCCUGCUUUCACCAGAGUUGAAGAUGUCAUGGCAGAAUCUUUACUCUUCAUUAUUGUUACCUGUUUUGGUUGAUGAAUUUUAAGGAAGGCAAAAACCUAUGUCAUCCCUUUCAGCUCCAUCUGUUGUCUUUCUCUGGUAGUAAUUUUGUCUGUAGCUUUCUCUAGUCAGCGAGGAAGUUUGUGUUAGUGCUAGACAGCUGCUGCCUUUUCUCUCUUGCAGUCUUGCUCUCCUUACAGAAGAGAGUGUUGAAGGAAAGAUGACUUGGUAGGGCCUUAAUAUGACUCCUGUGUCACUACAAAGAUUUUGACAUUUAGAUGUUGUUCUUUUAAAGCACUUGAAUUCUGUUAAUUAUUCUUUCUGAAGAAAGCAGCACUUAUUUGUCUAGAUGAAUGUUUUUGCACGCUUGCUUUCUUAAGUUUGCCAAUGGUUAUGUAUAUUUGCUUGAAAACUAAAUUAUUUAUUUUCCUUUUGAAUAUAUUGUUGAUUGACUUUGGAGUUGUUUUACCAUUCUCACUCCUCUAUUGCGGGAGUUUUCUUGUAGGCUGCCAAGAACCAGAUUGAAUUCCCUGUCGGGAAUAUCCUUGUUCAGGUUUUAGUUUACCAAACUAUUAAACAGAAUAGCAUGAACCUGUUUACUGCUGGUGCACUUCAGAGAGAGCUACGGUUUAAAUACUUAUUGUCUGUGAAAUAUCAGUAGCAUAACUCUUUUUGCACUUCUUCCUCUUCGUAAUAGUAAAACUAGGGCACUGUUCUGCAGAUCACUUAGUCGCGUAUUGAACAGGAUUUUGUGAAAAAUAGGUUUUUGACUCUUAACUGUACUUACUUUUGUUCAUAGGGAAUCUGCCCUCCAGACAUCCACUGCUAAAUACAGUAGCUAUAAACCAUGAUUGAUCAUUUUUUGGGGAAGUUCAAUGAGCCUUUGAGAGAUGGAAAAAGGACUGUACUGCAACGAAUCUCCCAGCAAUGGAGUUGACACCACUGUGCUGAAUGAAGGAGAGUGGACCACGUGUACCCGCAGGGGGAAGAAUAAAGACUAUGAAAGCAGCCUAAAGGUGCUGGGAGAGGCUGUCUGGAGCUUGGGGUGACAAAGGGCUAAGCAGCUGCCAGGAGGGGUAGAGAGCAGGGCUCCUUUUUGGUCCUUGGUUGGUUUGUUUGCACAAGCCUGCAGGCUCUGCAAAGCCUUUGGAAGAUGAGGCUCAGAAGGAAAAGUGAUAGCUUCUUUGUUUAAUUUUCUUUGCUUGUGUUGCAUUGCUGAGAAGCCUCAGGUGGCCCCUGGGCAUACUCUAUUAGCCUUGCUGCAGCAGAGGUGAGCCCCCUGGACAGCGAGUCCCUAAACCAAUGCCAGCUGCAAAGGUGAAAAUGGUUGGCCUCACUGGCAUGGCCAAACAUGGAGAGCUGUGAUCUACCCAGAAUCUGCCCAUUGCAGCUUACAAGGUUUAGUUGCUGCUUUCACUAGAGCUGAAGAUGUCAUGGCAGAAUCUUUCUUUUCAUGAUUGUUUCCUGUAUGGGAUGAUGAAUUUUAAGGAAGGCAAAAACCUGUCAUCCCUUUCAGCUCCAUCUGUUGUCUUUUUCUCCUAGUAAUUUUGUCUGUAGCUACCUCUAGUCAGCAAGGCGUGGUUUGUAUUGGUACUAAACAGCUUCCUCCUUCUCAGUGUUGCUGUCCUUAUAGAAGAGACUUGAAGGAAAGAUGACUUGGAUAGGGCCUUAAUAUGACCCCUGCCUUGCUAAAAAGAUGUUAAUGUUUAGAUGUCAUUCUUUGAAAGCACUUGGAUUAUUUUAAGUAUUCUUUCUGAAGAAAGCAGCACCUGUUUGUCUAUAUGAAUAUUUUUGCACACUUGCUGUCUUAAGUUUGCCAACAGUAAUAUAUGUUUCAACACUAAAUUAUUUUAUUUCCCUGCUUUUGAAAAUAUUGUAAAACGACUACAAAGUCGAUCCACCGUUCUCACUCCUUCUCUAUUGGGGAAGCUUUCUUGUAGGCUGCUAAGAACCCAAUAGAAGUCUCUGUUGGGAAUAUCCUUGCUCAGGUUUUAAGUUUAUGGUAAACCGAUAAAAAACACUGAAGUGGUGUGCUGGUACAUAGAUGCUAGUAACUGCACUGUAAAGCAGGAUUAUUAGACAGGAGGGAUUAUGAAAUAAUCCAAUGUUCUAAUUAACUUCUAAAAUUCUGUCAUGUGCACCUGCUGCAUCUCUGUGUGCAGAUAAAAGAUCAACCAAAGUUACUCCACUGACAUAGGUCAGAGAAUUAUUGGAUUGGGCUUUCUUGCAUUGGAAGUCGGUCCCUGAUGUAUAUAGUUCAAUGUGAGGUCCCACAGCCUCACAGACAAGUUGUCUGUAGACGUCUGUUUGAAAAGAAGCUGAUACCUGUGACUUAAUAAUUUCAUUAUCAAUAUUGUGUAUAUAUUAUGGCAGGCUAGGUAGACAGUUCAGCCAGGGAGUGACCUUUUUUUUGGUAUAAAAGGUGGCCAUUUCGACUCAGGUGGUUGAAGCCUUGUUUAUCAAUGUAAAUGCUGGUUGUGCUUUUGAUAUGGAUGUAUAUAGUUUCUUAGCACUCACUUUAUGGUUGUGCAAUAUGAUUUAAUGUCAUUUAACAUGUGCUGUGUGCAAAAGGAUGCAAGGCUUUGGGCAGGUCUCCAAGUGAAUAUCUAAAAUCCUAAUUGGUCUUGUUUCUGCUUCUCCAUGCUGAGGCCCUGACCCUGCAGAGACUUCCUGUUGUCAUCACUGGAUAGCUAGAUUCCACCUACAGUGCCUUUUACCAUACUGUUUUUGAUCUGUAUAUGCAAACGGUAAAGGCCUAUUAAAAGUUCUGUCUCAUCUAAAGUGCUGUAAUAAUGUCUUAUUAAUAAAGAGAAGUGCAUCUUA
Alligator mississippiensis (American alligator) is the source of this 4887-nucleotide messenger RNA. Its product is annotated as complement component receptor 1-like protein. Bases 133 to 1935 code for a protein of 600 amino acids. The record is from RefSeq and is a predicted model, not a curated record. Gene Ontology annotation, biological process: negative regulation of complement activation, classical pathway. Lineage: Eukaryota; Metazoa; Chordata; Crocodylia; Alligatoridae. The transcript has 14 exons.